This is a messenger RNA of Sclerotinia sclerotiorum 1980 UF-70, 822 nucleotides long. RefSeq lists its product with no specific name. The record is from RefSeq and is a predicted model, not a curated record. Lineage: Eukaryota; Fungi; Ascomycota; Leotiomycetes; Helotiales; Sclerotiniaceae. Bases 1 to 822 code for a protein of 273 amino acids. The transcript has a single exon.
AUGGAUCAUAUUUCGACUGGGCCAACUGAUUUGUUCAAGACGAAUCAGCUUCGUAGUGUACAAGCGGGCCAGGCUUCCACUACAGUGCCAGAAGAGGGGUCAGAAUAUGUGCUAUCUAGCAUUGAAUCUGAUACCGAUAUGUCUGACAGCUACCAUCCCCAAGGUUUUAUCACUGGCGGAUCUGCUGCUGGUGCCAAGAUGGCGGUUGAAGUCAAGUCCACAACUUCGCGUGUUCUUUCACAACAAGCCAGUGUUGAAGAGGCAAAGGCUGGUCGACCUCGCGCAAUAAAGAAGAAAAAGAUUGCUGAGAAAGAUAGUGCCUUUAGACCCACACCCGAAUCCGAAUCUGAUUCCGAUCACGAUAUCAUACCGCUCAAGAAGGUGAGAAGUAGCCGAACCCGGAAAUUAAUCAAUGAGAAAAGUCCUUACACCGGCCCUUCUACCCCCGAAAAGAGAGUUGUCUCGGACAAUGCUCGCAAUCCAACAGCCCGACAUCCUGCUCCUGGUCAUGAAACCGAGAGACCCAGAAGCAUUCUCGUGAAACUCAGGAUUCCCAAGGAUGCGCCUCCCGCCAAGACUGAUGGUGAUUUCCUCAGCUAUACUAAGCCGAGGGAAUCUCUAUCUCAACAAUCUCAAUACAACGCUGACGAUCGAGAACCCAUUUCCGCAAAUGACUUUUACGGAGCUCCCCCGGUACCCAGAAUCCCCCAACAUGUCCGCCUCCCCAGUGGUGAAAUGCUUCAUACCAGGAAUUCCAGACCGCAACGAACACAAACGACCAAAGAACCCGGAGACUGGCCUGAAGAUCUCGAGAUCUUUUAA